AUGUCUCUUAAGCUUCCACUUAUCAACCCUUACAUGGUCAAAGAAGCUAAUUUUAGACAUGGAGUAAACUGCGCAGUAGGAGGAGCUACAGUUCUAAAUGAUCCUUUUAAUGUAACUAGAAAUAUUACCACGGCAAAAGACAACAGGCCACUUAGAUCUCAACUUCGUUGGUUGACAACCUACUUACAAACCACAUGCCACACUAGACAAAAGUGUUCAAAAGUUCUUGGAAAAUCUCUUUUUAUGUUUGGUGCAUUUGAAGGAAAUGAUUAUUACCUAGCACUUUCAGAGGGAAAAUCCAUUGAAUUAGAAGCUAAAACUUUUGUCCCACAUAUAGUCAAGGCCAUUGUAAAAGGCAUUAGACAAGUGAUCAGAUACGGGGCAAAACGUAUAGUUGUUCCAGGGAUUUAUCCUCUGGGUUGCUUCCCCUACUACCUUACCAUGUUCUCAAGCUUGGAUUAUGAAGAUUAUGAUGAGUUUGGUUGUUUGAAAGCCUACAAUGAGUUAGUCAUGUAUCACAAUGAUUUUUUGGAGAGGGCUCUAUCUAUACUAAAACUUGAAUAUUCGAACGUUGCGAUUAAAUAUAUAGAUUAUUAUGCUGCUGUGAAAUCAAUUCUGGAACGCCCCAGCUAUUUUGGAUUCAAUAAGAAAUCCAUACUCAAAGCGUGCUGUGGAAUUGGAGGUCAAUAUAAUUAUGACGAUGAUAUUCUUUGUGGAACAUCUGAAGUUCAAGCUUGUUCUGAUUCUGCAAAAUAUUUGCACUGGGAUGGUAUACAUCUUACAGAAAAAGCAUAUUAUUAUGUGGCAGAGCGCGUCAUCAAUGGCAUCUCAUCUAAAGAAUUUCAAUGUCUGCAGUAG
This is a messenger RNA of Nicotiana tabacum (common tobacco), 858 nucleotides long. The record is from RefSeq and is a predicted model, not a curated record. NCBI's taxonomy places the organism in Eukaryota, Viridiplantae, Streptophyta, Magnoliopsida, Solanales, Solanaceae.